UGGCAAAGAAUUCCUACUAAUAAACGCUUAGUCACGGGGUAAAGCUGCUCCCAAUUAAACCGUAUGCCUAACAAGAGUUUGGCUGUGAAAAUCCAUUGUGGUGCGCAAUUUGGAUUACAAAUGAUAAAGAUAGGUCCCGUCGCAGAAUUUAAGCGGAAUUACACGGCCCUUAACUAUGGCUCGAUGAUUCAUAAUUAAUCUUCCCGGUAUAAAAAGAAGUUGGCAUCACCGGUUCUUCUAGCAUUGAAAACUUCAUUUUGCUUUAACAAUGACUCAAGCCCCGGUCGAAUUGAGCCCAAAAUUCGCUACCAAGUCAGGUAGACCACUUUCAAUUGGUGUUGGAACUGGGACCAAAGUGAAGGAUUUGAAAAGAGCAGAUGCUUCCAAUUCUGAAUCGAUUAUUCAAACCCUUAAAUUGGCCCUUGAUUCUGGAUUCUUUCAUGUCGAUACAGCAGAAUGUUAUACCACCCACCCAGAAGUAGCUGAGGCCCUUAAACGUUCUUCGAAGAAAAGAGAAGACUUGUUUGUUGUAACGAAAUAUAUUCCUCCUGGGAAUGUGUUUUUCGAGCAAAAGUCUACUGGAGCCCAUAACUUUGUUGAUUUAGCUUUAGAAGAAUUGGGUACUGACUAUUUGGAUGCAGUGUUAUUACAUCAUCCAUUCUUCAAACCAGAUAUUAAGCCAGACUUAGAAACUGCUUGGAAAGACUUGAUUGAAGCUAAAAAAUUGGGAAAAGUUAGGCAUAUAGGAGUAUCAAACUUUCGUGUUGAGGAUUUGAAGACCAUUUCCAAGAUCUCUGCAAUUGAAACCGAUAACGAUGCUUCUUACCAACCCGCAAUCAACCAAAUUGAGUUUCAUCCUUACUUGCAAGAACAGUCUCCGGGAAUUGUUAAGUAUUGUCAAGAAAAUAAUAUUCUUGUGGAAGCUUAUGGUCCUUUGACCCCGUUAUUCAGAGUUAAAGAAGAAGAGAAAGAUCAUCCGUUAACUGGGUUAUUACCGGAGUUAUCAGCCAAAUACGAUAGAACCCCAGCCCAAAUCUUAUUAAGAUACACUUUACAAAAAGGUAUUUUACCAAUUACAACUAGUUCAAAAGAAGAAAGAAUAAGACAGAGUCUUGAGGUUUUCGAUUUUAGUAUUGAUCAAGCUGAUGUAGAUAAAAUUGAUUCUGUUGGGUCCACUUACAAGCUAAGAACUUUCUUUAUUGGUCUGUUUUAGAGUAUUUAUAUUAUGUUUUUUUAUAUAA
Hyphopichia burtonii NRRL Y-1933 is the source of this 1241-nucleotide messenger RNA. RefSeq lists its product as uncharacterized. NCBI's taxonomy places the organism in Eukaryota, Fungi, Ascomycota, Pichiomycetes, Serinales, Debaryomycetaceae. The transcript has a single exon. The record is from RefSeq and is a predicted model, not a curated record. The coding region runs from base 269 to 1213 and encodes 314 amino acids. Gene Ontology annotation, molecular function: oxidoreductase activity, acting on NAD(P)H as acceptor.